Vigna angularis (adzuki bean) is the source of this 4485-nucleotide messenger RNA. RefSeq names its product transcription repressor OFP1. The transcript is spliced from 2 exons. Gene Ontology annotation, molecular function: DNA binding. The record is from RefSeq and is a predicted model, not a curated record. Bases 2446 to 3600 code for a protein of 384 amino acids. NCBI's taxonomy places the organism in Eukaryota, Viridiplantae, Streptophyta, Magnoliopsida, Fabales, Fabaceae. Gene Ontology annotation, biological process: negative regulation of DNA-templated transcription.
CAACUUGAGUUGCUAAGGUUACUCCUUCUAUUGUUAUGUUCAGUCUACUAAUUUUUAAUCACUUGUUUGCAAUUGCAAUGGCAAUGGAACUUUUAGUACAUGAGUUGUUCCUCACUGCUAUCCAUUCUAUUCUGCACCUCUUUCUUAUGUUCUCCUGUAGGUACUUUUCAAAACUUAAUUUGUUUAAAGAGGAUGCAAACAACAUGAGCAGUAACAAGAUGCUUGCUUGGUUAGCUUUGGUUUUGGUUUUCCUUUUAUGUGCGACACAUUCCUUGAGUAAACUUGGAAUACAGUUGAAGAUCAUGUCUUAGGAGAAAAGUCCGCUAAAAGCAACAACUUACUACUACUACGCUAAGUCAUCUAGUUGUUUUUCUUUUGAGCCAUUCAACCCUCAUACUCUUUCUCUCACAUUCCACCUUUGUUCUGUGAUCUUUUAUUAAAAGAUAUCCUUUUGCAUGAAGUAAUUACUGUAAUAUAUUUGUCAUGAUGUUUUGUUAUGCAAACUACUUUUUAUAAUGUAUGAGAGCAUAAUUAAUUAUGGAGAAAAAAGAAACAAAGAGGGUGUGAGAAGAAAAAAGUGAACAUAAACAGCAUCUUACCUUUCUUUUCCUUGGGCCUGGGCUGACAUUCAUCUUCCCAAGACUGAAAAGCCCAGCCCAUAGUACCCAAUACCUGAAAAUGGGCCUGAAGUUGUGAUGUCCUGUUCUAGGGUGUGAGAAGGUGUAGCCUGAAAUAACAAUGAAUAUGGAUAGUCUAACAUAACAUGAGAAUGGAAGAAAGGAAGGAACCCUACACAUACAUACAGUAAUACAAAGAAGUAGCAAACAAGGAGUAUAAGAGUAGCAUCAGGUACAAUCUUUGUCUUUCCUAAAAAUACAAACAAACUUAAAUACAUAUUUUGAGCCAUGAACGACACUUGCACUCUUUGGUCCCCUCUCUAAUGAAUCCAUUUCACUCUGAAACAUUAUGCAUAGAUUCCGGUUUGAACACCAACACUCCACCUAGACCGUUAACAUGGUGAUUGGUAUUCCACCAUUCCAUGCAAUACGGAGGGGGACCAGUAUGAUCUAUUGACCAAAUUUAUGACCACUUAACCCACCAAAAUACCCUCAAAACCCCCAUUACAGACUUCUGGGGAAGACACACAAUGCACACACAUCACACGUAUUUAUUUCUUACCGCUUUAGCAAUCUCUCCAGUACAAUCCAUGUUCAUCAUGGUACCAAUAUUAUUGAAAACUCUAGGGUUUUGAGUUGACAUCUGUGUUUAAAUUUAGAUCUGUGUGUCCGUGUCAGCACCCAUCAACAUUGUUUUCCCCUUUGCAAUGGGGGGAAUUCAUGGCCAUUUAGCUUUGGUUGAAAAAUGAUUCGUUUUUCUUUACCCAUGAGACAUGGUACGUCAAGGGCUUCCCUAGAAAACGAUGGAUACACAUGGUGCCAAAUCAAAACCUAGACUAUGUAGCAGGCCCAUGUUCCGGUUUCCAUAACCAUGAAAUAGAAACAAUUAUAAGAAACAACGCAGAUCGAAAUUGUACACUAAUCCAAUGUUACACAACCUCUUUAAUCGAUGGGCCACUUAGAUUUUCUACAUUUGGAUGCACGUAAUCCUGACCCACAACAACAAGCUUUUAGAAAGCUUUUUCCACUCCCAAAAGCUUCUUCCUUUCCAAUUCUUUUCAGGCCCUCUACUCUCCCUUUGCACAACAAAAUUUUAACCAAAAUUGAACCAUAUAUCACUACUUCCACCAUCACACACGACAUUACCAGUUCCACUUUCUAAACUACACACACUUCCUUUUUACAACUAAGUUUGUUUUCUUGCUUUAGCUUGCAAUCACAACUUACACUGCUGCUUUUACUUUACCCUAUUUGAAAGACCCACUUGGUCCUGGUCCUGGUCCUGGUUAGUUUCACUGUUGGCGUUGUUGGAACUGCUUGCUCCCGUGCAUGUCUGAAACCCUUUUCGGCCACGUUCAAUUUUAGUUCUGGUGUGAGGCAUUAUAUAUGUCAUGCAACCCACGUGGAGGAAGAAGAUGUGCCUAAAGCCCAGAAGGCACGAAACUGUUGUCUACGUGGAAGGGUGCUUGCUAAGUGACCAAACCUUAAGAAAUAAAAAAAACAGUGAUCACUCUGGUUGUUUUAACAGCACACAUUAUGUUUUGUUUAGGCCUUAAUUGGUGUCACCGUUCCACAAUGUCAUUCACUUCUUCUACCCCACUCUUUUGCCUUUAUGCCAACUUUUUCCUCUCUUGUGGCCCCAGCCCCUUCACCUCCAAUUCCAAAUACCCUUCUUUCUUUCUCCCUCUCUCUCUCUCUCUCUAUUUAUUAUCCUACAAACAAAGAGUGUCAAAACAGACACUGAUAUAGAGUUAUCUAACGUCUCAUCCCCACACUAGAGAGAACUAGAAAGCAUUCAACACCUUCACAAACACAGAGUGAGAGAAGGAUGGGGAAUCACAGGUUUAGAUUAUCAGAUAUGAUUCCGAAUGCUUGGUUUUACAAGCUCAGGGAUAUGGGGAAGGGAAGAAAGCAAAACACCACACUCUCUGGGAAGAAGAAGCAAACUUCAUCCAUUUCAAUCACUUCAACCACUUCAACCACACAUUCAUCAAAACCAAACCAACCCCUCCACCAAUACAACAACAACAACAUCCCCAGAAAGUCAUACUACAUCACAAGAGACCUCAAAACCUCACCCUCAAACACCCCGAAAUUUUCCCCUCCCAGAAAAUCAACCAAACAAAGAACCAAAAGAAGAGCUCCAAGAACCACAAAGUUUGUUUCCUCAGGUUGUAGCUGUCGCAGCACACUCGAAUCCAUGUGGACCAAAUCAGAUUCACCGCAGGAACACUCUUCCUCAUCCCCAUUUGACUCCUCACCCGAGUCAGAGUCCCCAGAAUUCAGAACAGACCGUGUUCUCCCGUGUUCUUCAUCGUUCGAUGAAAUGGUUUCCUUGUCAACCACCUCUUGCGCCUCUUGCAAGCUUACCACAAACAAAAACAACCCCCCCACCAACGACAUCAUCAUCGACGUCGACAAAAACUCCAUACCAAGAAAGGAUAACAAGCUUGAUGGCUACUACAGUUACAACAACAGCCGCAACAACGACUUUGAUGACACCUUCUCAGAACUUGAGCUUCCUCCGAUCAUAACCAAGCCACCCAAAUUGUUAAAGAAGAGAGAACUCAAACAAGGGUCGUUGAAGGUGAGAGUUGUGAAGGAAGAGUCUGCAAUGAAGGAACAGAGGAACGGUGGUUCUGUGAGGCGGUUCUCUGUGAAUUCUCCGGGGAUGAGGUUGAGGGUCCACUCACCCAAAAUCGCCGGAUGGAAGGGGCGGAAAAGUGUGUCGUCGACGGCGAGUUCCGGCUCCCGGAGAAGCCUCUCGGAGAGUUUUGCGGUUGUGAAGUCUUCUUUUGACCCGCAGAAGGAUUUCAGGGAGUCCAUGGUGGAGAUGAUCGUGGAGAACAACAUAAGGGCAUCCAAGGACUUGGAGGAUCUACUUGCUUGCUACCUUUCUCUCAAUUCAGAUCAGUAUCACGACCUCAUCAUCAAAGUCUUCAAGCAAAUUUGGUUUGAUUUGACUCAACCAAGAGCUGCAUAGAGACUGUGUGGUAGGGUCAAUGGCAGGUAACCGUGAAGAAUGGUGUCUACAAAGGCAUUGUUUUAUUGAGUGCAUAGGAAGGCCAAAAAAAAAAAAAAAAAACUUGGGCAUGCUGGUUUUGUUUCAUUUUACUUAAACACCAAAAUUUGCGUCAGAAAUUCAGUACCCUCAUGAACCUAAAGUAGUUUGAGAACAACACAUAGAACUGCACAAAAUUGUAUAAAUAGUUAAGAAGGGUCCCUCACCAGCAUCAUAUGCAAUAACUGACACCUUCUUCUAUUGAACUUUGAUAUUUUUACCCAAAAGAAGUUCCCCUUUAAGUACAAGCUCUAGAUUUCACGUCUUUGGUCACAAAUUUUGAAGGUUUUGCUUUGUGCUUAUCCCCAAGCCAGACCAGACCAUGCAGCUUUUAAGAUCUCGCAUGCCCAUUUUCCAUCUCAACACAACACACACACAUAUACACACAUUGAACAAGUAUUGUGAAAAAACCUUCACGAUUCAAAGGUGAAGGAAAAGGUUUCAUAACCGUACACUAUUUUAAAUUGGAACAACCAUUUUUUCUGACUACCAAUAUCAGAAAUUCAAAUUGAUACACUGUGCCUUGCGUUAAACCCUAUGAACUGGGGAAUAAACAAUAAAGGUCUCUAAUUUCUUGAAGCAUGUCUAAAGGUGGAACUUUGAUUUUGAAAAGGUAAAGUUACUUCGAUUAUUUCAAAAGCGGGUGCAGACUUUAACCACAAGGGCAUUGAGGGUCCUUCUGGUUUAGGACUUAAGACUCUGUCAUGUGACAAAGCAUUUCACAUAUAAAUAUUAAACCAAAGAGUUGAAAAUGUUGACUUGAACUAUCCCAAUUGAAUUUCCAAAUUUGUGUGGACAUAGUAGCGU